AUGUCUGACAUCAAGGUCGACGGUUUCAAGGCUUCUGAGGUCCUCGCUGCGCUGGCAGAGGUGUUCGCCAACUACAGCGACCAGGAGAAGAAGUCCCAGAUCAAGAAGACGAACGGCAUCUUUGAGAUGCGCGUGAAGAACGCCGAGGGCAAGGAGGGCGUCUGGACUAUCGACCUCAAGGAGACUGGCACUGUCUACAAGGGCGAGGCCAAGAAGAAGGCGAACGUCACCAUCAUCCUUUCGGACGAGACCUUCACCCAGCUUGCGGAGGGCAAGCUCGACGGCCAAAAAGCGUUUAUGACCGGCAAGCUCAAGACGAAGGGCAACAUGAUGUUCGCUACCAAGCUCGACGGCGUCUUGAAGGCGGCGAAGGCGAAGGCGAAGCUGUAG
Epithele typhae is the source of this 390-nucleotide messenger RNA. Its product is annotated as sterol-binding-like protein. The record is from RefSeq and is a predicted model, not a curated record. Lineage: Eukaryota; Fungi; Basidiomycota; Agaricomycetes; Polyporales; Epitheliaceae. Gene Ontology annotation, cellular component: cytosol. The transcript is spliced from 4 exons. Bases 1 to 390 code for a protein of 129 amino acids.